AUGCAUAAUAAGCUGGUCACACGUUCUUCGAUCAAUCAAAAUAUCAAACGACUCUCAAAGAGGCCAAGAGCGGAAAAGCUCCGAUCGUCUGCGUGGAAGAAAUUAGGGUUCAGGGGUGAAAUCGCCGAGAGAAGAAUAGGUGGAGCAAGAAGAUGAUUAGGGGAAAUGGAACCUGAAAACAACGAGCUCGAUCUGAAAACGGACGAAGCAAUCUCGGCGGAAUCGGAAGCGCGACGGUUGCAACUUGCAAGAGCGAACGAUUGGCCCCUUCGUAUAUGUUUUUUUGUUGGUAUGAUGACUUCUCUACCUGCUUGCGGGUCUAAUUGCUGAAUUAGUUUUAGGCAAU
Molecule: messenger RNA, 346 nt
Organism: Arabidopsis lyrata subsp. lyrata
Lineage: Eukaryota; Viridiplantae; Streptophyta; Magnoliopsida; Brassicales; Brassicaceae
Source: RefSeq, a predicted model, not a curated record